Molecule: messenger RNA, 7213 nt
Organism: Pangasianodon hypophthalmus (striped catfish)
Lineage: Eukaryota; Metazoa; Chordata; Actinopteri; Siluriformes; Pangasiidae
Gene: rundc3b
Product: RUN domain containing 3b
Exons: 11
Coding region: 336-1688 (450 amino acids)
Source: RefSeq, a predicted model, not a curated record
GUAGUAACGGUGCGCACGUGACUGGUGAAGGCGAGGGCUGCGUCCCAAUCUGCGCGCGCACUACCCUAACGCAUAGUACGUCCAAAUAAUACGUCAAAUACAGGUUACCAUAGUUACCAUAUGUAGCGUAGUAUUUGCACGCGCUGCUUAGUAGGCUACAGUGAUGUGAGAUUGGGACGCAGCCGAGGUAAAUCCUUCCCUUCUGCUUCUGCAGCACGCCUCCGUGAUCGAACCGCGGGGCCUCGUGAGGAGGACAGGGCAUAAAAGCAAAGGUGGGACAGACAGACAGACAGACAGAUAGACACACAGAUCUCAGGACUGCACAGGAAGCGGGCAUGGCAUCCCCGAGCCUGGGGUUUAACGGGGCUCGGAAGAAAGCCGCCGCGAGGAACGGAGUCGUGGAGAGGAGGAAUUUAAUCACCGUGUGCAGGUUCUCGGUGAAAACGCUGAUUGACCGGUCUUGUUAUGAAACUAUAGAUGACACAUCGCCAGAGUUCAUCAAUUUUGUCUCCAUUCUGGAACAUAUCCUCAGCCAUCGGCUCAAAGGUCAGAUCACUUGGUUUGGCUACGAGAGUCCACGUAGUUUCUGGGAUUAUGUGCGUGUGGCCUGUAGCAAAGUCCCUCACAGCUGCAUCCCAAGCAUUGAGAGCAUGGAGAAUGUACGCAGUUCCAGAGCCAAGGGUCGCGCAUGGAUCCGAGUUGCCUUGAUGGAGAAACGGCUCUCUGAAUAUAUAUCUGCUGCCUUGAGAGACUUCAAAACCACAAGGUUUUAUGAGGAUGGUGCGAUAGUGCUGGGAGAGGAAGCUGGUGUGCUGGCAGAUACUCUCAUUGGACUAAACGCUAUUGAUUUCAGUUUUUGUCUGAAGGGUGAGAGUUUGGAUGGAAGCUGUCCUGCUGUGAUUGACUACACACCUUACCUCAAGUUCACGCAAACCUCGGACAGCAUCAGCAGUGACGAGGAGGAGAUGAGGACUCUGGGUAGCAGUGGCAGCGAGGCCAGCACUCCGGAGACCAACAUGGCCGCCUGCUUGAGCACGGACCUGAGCAGCUGGUACAGCAAGUGUAAAAGAGUGGAGCAGAAAUACAGAGUGGUGCUGGAACAAAAGGGUUAUCUAGAGGAGCUGGUUCGUCUGAGAGAGGCUCAGCUUUCAGAGUCCGUCUCCCAAAAUAAAGCUUUACUGCAGCGUUUUGCAGAAGCCGGCAUCAACCAUAAACUGGAGAAAGAACAGCUGGAGUUCAUCAUCUUGGAGCUCCAGGACCAGCUCAGAACUGUACUGAAGAACCAUGACCUGCGAUCCAGACAGGAGCUCACCUCUCACCUGACCAAUCAGUGGCCCUCGCCCGGUGCCAUGGACGGCACCGCCGUCGCUCUGGACACCCUCCUCUACCAGAAGCGCACAGGACGCUGGGAAGAGAAGAGCUUUCCGAGUCUGGACCAGCUGUCCGCCGAUAUGAGCCUGUCUCAGAUGUCCCUGGAGCCGGGACACACACACACGCACAGUCUGGAUGGCAAGACCGGACUCGCCCCCUGGCACAGAGAAGGUAAAGAGGACACGCCGUCUCUCAGAGGUCUGUGUGGGUCUCUGACUUCAGUGGCCAGCUAUAAAUCUCUGGCCAGCCUGAAGUCCAGUGAGUAUCUGGCGAGUCCCACUACGGAUAUGACCAGCCCAGGGCUCACUCCGUCCUAAACGCGCACACACACACACACACACACACACACACACACACAUACACACACACACAUUUUGUACAUAUACAUGUAUUAAAGUUAUUUAACCAUAAACUGAAAGCAUAGUAUUAAACAUUUUUAGAGUCUGAGAAUCAGACUCUGUUACUGGACCAGAUCUGACUGCACUGUGCUAAAUCACAUGAUCAAAUGAUCAAAGCUAAAUCAUGGAAAACUACCUAAAAGCUUGACAUCAGUAUUACUCUUGUGUCUUUUAAUGUGCAAUUCUUAAUUUCUUAUUUUCACAUUUCUUAUUUUCCAGCUUAAAACACUAUGCUACAGGGGUGGACAAAUCAAGUAAAAUCAAGUAAAAAGCUCCAGUGUGCUGCCCAGUUCCAUGUUUAUUUGCAUUAUUUGCACUAACCCUACGUUUACAGGGGCAAAAUCGGUUGUUUGAGUUACAUGUUGCAUGCUAGGCUUUGUACUUGCUUAAUUAGCAGAUUAGCAAAGCAAGCUAACUGCACUAACUGCGGUAUGUGCACACACCAGAGUCAACUAUUCUCUCUGCUGCUUCCCUAAAAGGUGUAUUUUUCUUCAUAAUGCCUUUAUGUACAUUUAACGAGAGGUCAUAUGUGUCGGGAAAAGACGAAACCUUGAUAAGUUUUUACUCAAUUUUUGUGCAUCAGUUGCAGGUAGGAACUAAAGUUGUGAGUGAGAUAACUAUGAAUAAAAAACGAAUAUCCCAUGCACAUAAUCCGCUUGUACCAGGAGCACAUGCUGGUGAUUUGUCCACCUCUGUUUAAUACAGGCAACUCCAUAAGUAUUUGGACAGUGACACAAUACACCACCACAAUGGAUCUGAAAUGAAGCAAUCAAGAUGUGAUGGAAGUGUAGACAUUAAGCUUUAAUUCAAGGUGUUUAACAAAAAUACUGCAUUAAUUGUUUAGGAAUUGCAGCCAUUUUUGGAGUUCCUCCAUUUUCACAGGCUCAAAAGUACUUGGACCAAAUAACAAUCAUAACUAUUAGGAUUAUUUUUAAUACUUGGAUGCAAAUCCUUUGCAGUCAAUGACUGGCUGAAAUCUGGAACCCAUGGAUAUGACUAAAUUGUGUCACUGUCCAAAUACUUAUGGUCCUGACUGUAUCUAUUUCUUAGUCACAUUCACUGAAUAAUCUGCAGCUGUGUUUAAAAUAUUCGGUUUAAGCUCAGGACCUAUUUUCAGUUUGGGACUUGGAUGUAAUUUGUGUUUAUAUUUUAUAUAUUAUAAGUCCUUCUACUUAUUUCAUGCUAAUUUGUCCACAAAGCUGUUUUUUUUGCCUCCUCAGAUUCUUUUUCCUUAUUAGUUAUGAUGGGUGAACUAGUCAUAAUUACUUUAACAUGUUUGCCUGAAUUCCUCGUGUCUUUCCGGAGCCUAAUUUGCGCAUGACAGAAAUCCCCUUGUUGCCUCAAUUUACAUCCUUAAAGUCAGACUGAAGUGCCCUGCUCUUACAUAUUCAUAAGUUGAUUUGCAUAUCACAUUUAACAACAACAAAAAAAAGUAGUAGGCUAAUUGUGCUUGUUUGCUUUGCCUUAUUACUAGACAGUGAUUGAUGAACACUAGAGAAUUUUUAACGUGUCAGGGAAGCGUUUGAUGGACACAUUUGGCAAGUCUGGACACAAGUUAAAGGAAAUCAGACAACGCUAACAUGGGUGAAAGGUACAAUGAGUAAAAGGUAGUUUUAUGGAUUAAGUACCGUUUUUGUUUUUCAAAUCAUUUAAAUAACUCAAAUAAUAAAUAAAUCUUUAAAAAAUUCUGAGUAGAACAAGAUGCAAUGUCUAUAAAUAUACUUAAUAAUAUUCCAAUAUGUAUUUUAUUGUAAGCUCAUAAUGAGAAGUGUUUGAUAAAUUCAAUUGUGUUGAAGAUAUUUUCAUUUUUUGCAGUGUUAAAAUAGUUUUUAUGCUUUAUGAAUUUAAAAAAAAAAUGGAUUUAAGCAGGCCUUACAAUGGUUACAAGCCAAAAUCAGGAAAUUCAUCCUGUUUUCAGAGUUGGUCAGAAUCCAGGUCUUUUAACAGGUUCAUUCAUGCAUUAAAAGCUUGAGUCCCUUCUAUCAGCUUUCUUAAAACCUUGCCUAAAGCCAUUUUGGUAUUCCUAAAUCUCAGAUUGUGGCUUUAAAGGUCAUGGUUAGCAAAAACCUAUUCGAAAAAAAAUUAUGUGCAGUAUGUUUACAUUCAAGACAAUUGCCAAAACUGCCUCUCUGUAUUGUCUAUUAAUGAAUUCUUUAAUUUAGAAAAGAUAUAGAGUGGAUUAAGAUGUCGGAUGUAAUCCAGAGCUUCUGUUUUAUCGUGGUCAGUUUGUACAUGUCGGAUAAAAUUAGGUUUAUUUGCUGUUUGCUGAAAUGCACAUUCCUAUUCACCAAAACUCAGUGUUAGUUUUGGUGUAUUGUGUCUAUUUAUUGAUUUAGUUAUUUGAAGUUGGUCAAAUGUAUCAUGUUUAAAAGUUCUGAAUUUCUGUGGAUUAACAUACACUCACAGUCAGGUGAGUUAAAAAAAAAAAAGACAAAAAUUUUAUACUGCACAUGAUCUUCCUGUGAAUAUGUGCUUGGGAGAGGCUUUAAAGGCAUUAAACCUCCUUACACUCUAGUAUUGUACUUUUGCCCAGAUAAGCAAGCAGUUACUGCCUUGUUUUCAUUUGUCCAUCUAAAUACUUAGUAUACUUACUUACACAGCUAAUUAUUAGCUGUUUCAUUUUAAAUCCAGGAAAUAAGCAUCACAUUUCUUAUUCAUUUGGUACCUGCUGUUAUCCAACAGGAUAUAACAGGCAUACAGCUGAUUGGGUGAAGCUUAGUGACUCUCGGGCAUUCCUGGGGUUUGAAAUCACAACCUUCUGGCAACUAGCACUGAAGCGCUACCACUCAGAAAGUGUAGCGCUAUAGGGCUGAAAGGAUAUUUAGUAACAUGGGUUGAGCCAGUGGUAGCUAGCCGAUUAACUUGAGCUAACUAGCUAAAACAGAAUGUGAAGGACUAGCUAAAAGAGAAUGUGAAGACCACAAAUCUCCCACCUGGUCGCUUUUGGUGUGUGUGUUUUUAUUCGCUUAUUUGGAUUCUUUGUAUAUUCCAGUUAUUUGAUCGUUUUGUGUCCUCCUGCAUGUGUUAUACCUUAAGCAGCUAGUUUGCCACCAUCAGUUCAGUGUAGCCUGAUGGAAUGUGAUGGCUUGUGACCUGUCUGUCUAAAAACUCUUGUCACGUGAUAAUCAACAGCAUUGUGAAUUACUGUAACAGGACUUCUAGCAGGAAUCAGAGCAAUAUUGUUUUUUAUUAUUUUUUUCUUCAUUUUUACCUGUAUUUAUGGUGUAUAGCAGGAGCAAGAAACCUGUUUACUAUAAGUUGGUAUAUCACAAUGUUCUGUGUUUUUGUUUUUUUUUUUCCUCGGUGAAAGAAAAUAUGUCUGAAUUCUCAUUUGCAGUAAUUAAAAUACAAAAAAUGUGAAAUCUAGAACCUUUUUUGGGUUUUACGGUUGCCCUUGUGAGGGAACCCUGAAAAGUAGAACUCAGCAGUGUUUCUCUAUCAAAAGGGGUUUCCAUUAGAACACCUUUUAGGAAAAGUUAUAGUUAAGAACCAUUAACUAUACAAAGAACCUGUGAAAGAACCCAGAGUACAGAUGCAUUGGAUAGAGAUUAGGUUGAAAAAUGAUCCAAUAUUGACUUUUAAUGACUUUUUCAUGAAAAAUGUUUUGAAUUUUCUUUUCCUGUCAAAUUACUCUAACUCCAAAAUGUUUUUUUUUUCUCAAAUCCACAUCAUUUUCAUUUUCUUUGACAGUGUAUUAGUGGAUUGUUUAAUGAAAUAUGGGCUUAUGAAGUAAGAUGAAACACUAAUUACAUCCCACUGGCUUUCACUGAACAUACUGUAGAUCAAGGAUUAUAAAAAUAGCACAUUCUCGAUCAGAAAAUGUACAGAAACAAGACCACUGAUUAUUAAAAAAUCAUCUAAAAUGGCAAUAAAUCAAAGCAAAUUCUAGAUUAUUAAAAUGUACAGCAAGUGUUUUUGAGGAUUUUUUUUAAACUUUGAAUGUAAUUUUAUUUGCUGAAUCUCUUUAUGUAAGGUGAUUUUAUUUCUCAAGCCAACAAACACAAUGAAUGUAAAGUGAUGAGCGAGACCAAGAGUGAAAAAGUUGCUUCAUUACAGUUCACCGUUAUUCUCUUAAGCCCUAGCGAGGUGUCAGGCUGCGGGCAAUGAGACAAUAUUUUUGCACUUUAUUUCUGUACAUCCAUUAGUCAUUGUUUCUUAAAUAAACGAAAUUGCUUGCAAAUGAUGUUUGUGCAUUUUUGAUACUGUACACUUGAUUACAUUCCAAAAUAGAACCAAUAAAUGUUAUUUCUUCCAAACCCAUAAUGUUUCUUGGUUUCUUAGGUUGUUGUCGAUUUUCAGAAAGGAAGACGCAUCACAGUUAGGCUACACAUAGUUGUAGCCUAACAUGUUCAAACGAGUAUAAUAUUUUAUCUAUUUUACACUUUGAUACUGUAACACACUUGGUAUACUGGGAAAAUAUUUUCACCACUGGCAGAUUCUAUCAUAAUCAUCAAAGGAUCUUACUGUAUGGCUACAGUAACACUGCUGUGACUAUAUUAUAAUAAUAAUCAUAAAACCUACAGUAUUAUUAACAAUACUGUAAAACUCAGUGUCAGAAACAUUUAUGUGAAAACCUCAUCUGGCUACAUUUUUCCAGUUUUCAUUUCUUCCAUUAUAUUUCAUAGUAAGUUUGAUUUAAAAAAUUAUUUUCCUGAAACGGGUUAGUGGAGGUAAAGCUAGGUAACAGUAGCUUUGCGAGAUAUAUAACAUCGACUAGUAGCUAGGAUGAUAUUUUAACUAGAAAACCCAUCUAAAUUACUUUUAUCGUGAUUGUAUCUGUAGACCGUGCGUCUACAAAAUGUUUACGUAGAUGUAUUACGGUAUUACAGGUUAUUCAUAGUAGCUCCUGUCUACUAGCAUAAAAUGACUCCAGAAAAUUAAUGUAAAUAGUUUUACAUUAAGCUUUAUUAACAUUAGAGUCAUAUUUUGUAGUAGACAGUAGUUCCGAUUAAUAAACUAUAGGAGGAAUUUGGUAUUUCUAUGUCAUUGCUGUAACACAUUAAGUCGUGUUAAGCUCUUUAGAAUGGGUUUUUGAAAAGAGUAAUAAAAAAUGUUCUUUGAGCAAUAUGGUUAUGACAAAGUGAGGGUUUGAGAGAUUUGGCAUGGCUUGGUCUGGUUUUGUUGUAAAAUUAAGCCACAUUAAGCUUUUUUCCUCACAUUAAUUAUUUUAUUACAUUCCAGGCUAAACCACAAAUAUGUAAACUGAAUCUAGAAGAAAACAGGACAUUACGGUAAAAACACUGAAGACGAGUCAGUCUAAUAUCAUUCAAACCAUUUAAUCAUUUAAUUGAUCAAAUAAAAUGCAUUCACAUCAUAAUCAUCAUCAUCAUCAUCCUCAUCAUCACACGAAAACAAAUUUCCGAGAUAGUGUAUAUCUCAUUUGAACAGCUAGAAAUAGACUUAAUAAAAAAAAACACUAUUUAUGCAACAAGAAUAUUAUAAAA